AUGUCGCCCGAAGCAGUCAUUCUUAGGGAAAACCCAAACCCUUUGGAGGUGGAGUGGAUCUUCAACGGUGUCACGCAAGUCCCAUCGCCCUAUGACACUGAGAAAGAUGCCCACUUCGGCCUACACAUCUCCUUCACUCCGGAGAAGAUUAUUUUAAGUCUCAACGAGUUCCCAAAAAAUCGUAUUCUUCAAACAGACGAUCAACAUCUCUUCCUCUUGGCCUCUUUUGGCUCACUUCGCUUUCCCGACGUCGCACCAAAGGUCAAUAUCGACUAUAUCGCCAGAUGUCUGACCUCUGGGGUGACGCUCAACGGCAAAAAGUACUUCUUUUAUGGCCACAGUAACAGCCAAUUGCGAAGCCACAGUUGUUUCUUACGACAGGGGCGGUCAGAAGCGGAUAUUCACAGCCGGAUACUCUCACUCGGAGACUUCAAAUCCAUUGAUAGCCCUGCAAAACUUGCGAAGAGAAUAGGCCUCUUAUUCUCUGCUGCAGAACAAGACUCGGUAUUGGAUCCCUCUCACACUCGCGACAUCCCCGAUCUGAUGGUCGGCGAUACGCUAUUCAGCGAUGGUUGUGGCCUAAUCUCUCAGGCCUAUGCAAGGCUCUUAGCCAAGAAGAAACAGGCCAUCUUUCGUCAGGUUAAAUACGUACCCUCCGUCUUCCAAAUACGAUACAAAGGAUACAAGGGCGUUCUAAUGCUUCACCCUCCGCUCGACAGUCAGAACGACGGAUACGUUCAUUUCCGAAAGAGUAUGCGCAAAUUCACAGGCGUUCCAAAUGAUACCCUUUCGAUUAUCAAGUAUUCGGUUCCAUAUACUUACGGCAGGCUGAACAACGAAAUUGUCGCCCUCCUUUCGUCCCUUGGGAUCAGCGACGAAGUGCUACUGGGAAAACUUCGAGCUUAUAUGAGCUGGUUGAGAACCGUCUGCACGAACUUGUCGUCCGCAUUGGAUUUUGUAUCAAGUAUUGACAAGCACUCUCUGGUCGAGAGAAUUCUGCUCGAAGGAAUCGAUUCAGCUGGGAUCCAACGAGAAUUAAAAAAGGCACUGAAGCAGGAAAUAGAAAAGUUCAAGAAGGUAGAUAUCGAGAAGAAGAAACUACGUGUCCUCGUCAACAACUCUCGUCGUCUCUUUGGAGUAUGUGACCCCUUUCAGAUACUCAGAGAGGGUGAGGUGUUUGUGCGCGUCACAAUGCCACACGCCGGGCCACGAACAAUUCACUCAUGUUCAGUCCUCAUAUUCCGAAAUCCUUGUAUGCAUCCUGGUGACUGUCUCAAACUUCGAGCGGUUGAUAAGCCGGAGCUACGUCAUCUAGUCGAUUGCGUCGUCUUUGCCUCAAAGGGGAGACAUGCCGCUCCUUCGCUCAGCUCUGGAGGCGAUCUGGAUGAGUACACCAUCAUUUGGGACAAGGAUCUUAUUCCAUCCAGAGUUUUCGAGCAUUACCUCUAUCCUCCAGUCAAAGAGAAGAAGAAAAGUGUCAUCACUCGUCGGGAUCUGGCUGCACACUUUGCAAACUAUAACAGCAUCAGUAUGGGUACGACAGCGAGACUAUACUGGCAAUGGGUGAGGUUUCAUCCAGAAGGCGCCAAGAGUCAAGAGUGUCAAGACCUCAAUGCCCUCUACUCCCAAUGCGUUGAUGGCGGCUCCAUCAAGAUUCCAGAACGUUUAAGGGGUGUACCUGAAGGACCUACCCGCUUUAUUGUUGACCAAAUGUGGGCCGAGGGGAUGGCCUUUGCAGAGGAGUGGCUCAAGAAGGAAGAGAAUGCAGAAGCUUACGUCGAACAAGGGACGGAUGAAGAAACAAUUAUCGCACUUCUUGGCUCGCCUCGAGUUUCUUUGACCGAGUUUCAGACCAUCCAAUUGGCCCAAAGACUUGCGCGAAGAUCCUCAUUAAGUCUCCGCCCAUAUUACUCAAUGAUGGAUUUCAGUUCGCUUCGAGACUCAGAGAAGCGAAUUAUAGCCGAUACCUUUGAGAUGAACGCAGAGGAACGCGCCUCGCUAUGGAUUAGGCAAGGUCUCCGAUACCUGAUCGAUUAA
This is a messenger RNA of Serendipita indica DSM 11827, 2037 nucleotides long. The record is from the annotation of a GenBank genome assembly. Lineage: Eukaryota; Fungi; Basidiomycota; Agaricomycetes; Sebacinales; Serendipitaceae.